GAUAAUCUUUUCUUCCUGGGUCGUGACAGAUUAUUACCUGCUUGUGUUCAAUGGGACGACGAAUUCACUUUGUGGUUGACCCACAGGGUUGGUGCUGCAUGGGCCUGAUUAUCUUUGUCUGGCUGUACAAUACAAUCUUCAUUCCAAAAGUCAUCCUUUUUCCUCACUAUGAAGAGGGACAUAUUUCAAUUGUGGCAAUUUUGUGUUAUUACUUCUGCUCAUUGUUUUGUAUAGCUUCAUUACUAAGAGCCUCAGUGGCUGAUCCAGGAAAGUUACCUGAAAACCCAAAGAUACCAAUUACAGAACGAGAAUAUUGGGAGUUAUGUAACAAAUGCAAUAUGAUGAGACCAAAGCGUUCACACCACUGCAGUCGUUGUGGACAUUGCGUGAGGAGGAUGGAUCACCACUGUCCAUGGAUUAAUAAUUGUGUUGGUGAAGACAAUCAUUGGCUGUUUUUACAGCUGUGUUUCUACACUCAGAUCCUUAGUUCCUAUACACUGAUACUUGAUUUCUGCCAUUACUACUACUUUUUGCCUCUGAAAAAAGAAAACUGGGAUGUUUUUGUAUUUAGGCAUGAACUUGCUCUCCUAAGAAUAUCUGCGUUCAUGGGUCUAAUAAUAUUAGGUGGAAUAAGUGGACUCUUUUACACUCAGCUAAUGGGUAUUUUCACUGAUACUACAAGUAUAGAAAAAAUGUCAAACUGUUGUGAAAACAUAUCGAGGCCCCGAAAGCCAUGGCAGCAGACCUUCUCAGAAGUUUUUGGCACUCGUUGGAAGAUCCUGUGGUUAAUUCCUUUCAGGCAAAGGCAACCACUGCGAGUUCCCUACCACUUUGCCAAUCACGUCUGAACAGAUGGAUGGUGGGCACAGAUGGGUCCUCCAUGCUGGAAGUGCGUUACAGGUUUUAUGAUAAUAGGACUAUGACAGUCUUAAAGGAAAUUAAAAUCCACCCACCAAUCAUAGGCAUCACAAUGUGCCCCAGGCUUUAUUUUAAUAGUGGUCUUGAUUCUGUUCUGAGAUUAAUAAAAAUUGUGUGUUUAACUUUAGGCAUAUUUACUUUCAAAUUAAAUUUCGAAAGGGAUUCCUUUUGUCUUUGAGGUAAAUACCAAAACCAAAUGACUGGAAUGGUUUACUCUAUUUGUUUGAUACUGUCUCUUUUGAUUUUUUUCUUUGGUAGGAAACACUGAAGUUUACAUUGAUUGUUAGCUUUCCCACUAAGUGUCUUAUUCUGCCUUGAAUUUUUUUUAGUGUUUUUAUCAGUAGGUCUGUCUGGAUAAUAUUCAUGCCUUUUUUUCUGCUACAUGUGUUUAAAAUUCCCUGAUACUGC
Messenger RNA from Nipponia nippon (crested ibis), 1326 nucleotides. The record is from RefSeq and is a predicted model, not a curated record. Lineage: Eukaryota; Metazoa; Chordata; Aves; Pelecaniformes; Threskiornithidae.